CCAGAUUUACAACUACAAAGACACUUUCUCAGACAUAGUUGGAUACUCCAAUAUCACUUAACAAAUCUCAAAUCACCACUCUCACCAACCCUUCCUUUCGAAUGGAGUCAGCAGCUCUGUCACGCAUAGGCCUGGCGGGCCUGGCCGUGAUGGGCCAGAACCUAGCCUUAAACAUAGCGGAGAAGGGUUUCCCCAUCUCCGUCUACAACCGUACGGCCUCCAAAGUCGACGAGACCGUAGAUCGGGCCCGCAACGAGGGCUCCCUCCCGCUCACGGGUCAGUACACCCCUCGUGACUUCGUCCUCUCCAUCCAGCGCCCCAGAUCCGUCAUCAUCCUCGUCAAGGCCGGCGCCCCCGUCGACCAAACCAUCGCCGCUCUCUCCGACCACCUCGAGCCCGGCGACUGCAUCAUUGACGGCGGGAACGAGUGGUAUGAGAACACCGAACGCCGCAUCAACAACGUCGCCGAUAAAGGCCUCCUCUACCUCGGCAUGGGUGUCUCCGGCGGCGAAGACGGCGCGCGCAACGGCCCCUCCCUCAUGCCCGGUGGUUCCCACACUGCGUACACCAACGUCCAGGACAUCCUUCACAAAGUUGCUGCGCAGGUUGAGGACGGCCCCUGCGUCACCUACAUCGGCGAGGGGGGUUCUGGGAACUUCGUGAAGAUGGUCCACAACGGAAUCGAAUACGGAGACAUGCAACUCAUCUCGGAGGCUUACGACGUGUUGAAGCACGUUGGUGGCCUGUCGAAUUCUGAGCUUGCGGAUAUCUUUGCAGAGUGGAACAGAGGGGAGCUUGAGAGUUUCUUGAUUGAAAUCACUGCGGAUAUUUUUAAAGUAAAGGAUGAGGAUGGUGAAGGGUUUUUGGUGGAUAAGAUUUUGGAUAAGACAGGGAUGAAGGGGACGGGGAAAUGGACGGUGCAGCAGGCAGCGGAGCUGUCGAUAGCAGCGCCCACGAUUGCGGCGUCGUUGGAUUGCCGGUACUUGAGUGGGUUAAAGGAGGAGAGGGAGAGUGCUGCGAAGGUGUUGCAGGAGGCGGGGAUGAGUGAUGAAUUGGGGAAGACUGGUGUGAGUGGGGUGGAUAAGAAGAGGUUGAUUGAUGAUGUAAGACAGGCUUUGUAUGCUUCAAAGAUUUGUAGCUAUGCUCAGGGGAUGAAUUUAUUGAGGGCCAAGAGUAAUCAGAAAGGGUGGAACUUGAAUUUGGGGGAAUUGGCUAGGAUUUGGAAGGGAGGGUGCAUCAUAAGGGCAGUGUUCUUGGACAGGAUCAAGAAGGCUUAUCAGAGGAACCCUAAUUUGGCUAGUUUGAUAGUUGACCCGGAGUUUGCUAGGGAAAUGGUGCAGAGGCAGGCUGCGUGGAGGCGGGUUGUGGGGUUGGCGGUUUCGGCUGGGAUUAGUACUCCGGGAAUGUGUGCUAGUCUUGCUUACUUUGAUACCUAUCGGAGGGCAAGGCUGCCGGCGAACCUUGUUCAGGCUCAGAGAGACUUGUUUGGGGCGCAUACCUAUGAGAGGGUUGAUCGCCCUGGGGCUUUCCAUACCGAGUGGACAAAGCUUGCACGCAAAAGUGGGACUGGUGUUGGUGCUCUCAAUUGAUGAUGAGUUUUGGUUGUUUGGCUGUUGGUCCUGCAGUGCAGCGUUUGAGUUGUAAUUGUUUGUCUCUUUGAGGAUCUUUGGUAGGCAGAGCAACUAUUUAUUGUUUUCUUGCUAUAACUGCUUUGGCUUAAUAAAACGAAGGCAUGUCAUUUGACUUCCA
Messenger RNA from Vigna angularis (adzuki bean), 1749 nucleotides. Its product is annotated as 6-phosphogluconate dehydrogenase, decarboxylating 3, chloroplastic. Gene Ontology annotation, molecular function: phosphogluconate 2-dehydrogenase activity; NADP binding; phosphogluconate dehydrogenase (decarboxylating) activity. Gene Ontology annotation, biological process: pentose-phosphate shunt, oxidative branch; pentose-phosphate shunt. Bases 102 to 1589 code for a protein of 495 amino acids. The record is from RefSeq and is a predicted model, not a curated record. The transcript has a single exon. Lineage: Eukaryota; Viridiplantae; Streptophyta; Magnoliopsida; Fabales; Fabaceae. Gene Ontology annotation, cellular component: cytosol.